Messenger RNA from Asterias rubens (European starfish), 789 nucleotides. RefSeq lists its product as uncharacterized. NCBI's taxonomy places the organism in Eukaryota, Metazoa, Echinodermata, Asteroidea, Forcipulatida, Asteriidae. The transcript has a single exon. The coding region runs from base 1 to 789 and encodes 262 amino acids. The record is from RefSeq and is a predicted model, not a curated record. Gene Ontology annotation, molecular function: double-stranded DNA binding; RNA binding; zinc ion binding. Gene Ontology annotation, biological process: activation of innate immune response.
AUGUCCUCGUACGGAGAGGUUCACGCCAUCCGUCGAGGACACUGGCAGCAACAUCGGAAUUGGGAAAACGGCAACCGGCACCUACGUAUGGAGAUAGACAGAAAGAUACCAUCGUACAUCACGGUGAACGGGUUUCAACUGGUUGUCAAGUACACAGGACAGAAAGAAACGUGUAGAAAGUGCUCAGAAGAGGGGCACAAGGCCGCCACCUGCCCCAACAUCAGGUGUAAUUCAUGCCAACAAAAUGGACACAUGAGAAAAGACUGCCCGCAGUCGACCGAUUGCACGAACUGCAAAUCAACUGAACACACGACGCAGCUAUGCCCGCACACCUACGCUAACCGAGUCAAGAAGUCACCAUUAAUUUCUGAACAAUCUUCAGGGGAAGACGAAGAAAAACAGACACAACCGGAACCGCCACAACCACCGAGACUCAAGAGAAAGAAACGACGUAACGAAAGGGAGAACAAACCUGACGCACCCUCCAGUACAAAAGAACCACUACAACCUCAGCCUGGACCUUCAAAACAACAAGAACAAACACUAGCAAUGGACGGCACAUACAGAGAAACCCGGGAACCAGUGAACUCCGACUCAAUCAGCGGAGACGAAACGGACAACCCAGAGGAGAGAAAGAGACUGAAGAAAUACUUCAAAAGACACAUCCCCGCAGAAUCGUAUCGAGAAGUCUGCACUUGGAGUAACAUGGAGAUGAAACGACGGAUAAGCAGGUUAGGAGUAUGGGAGAACUACCAGUUAUUCUUUGAAAUGGGCUGCAAAACCCCAUGA